AUGGCGCCGAAGAAGGUCACCAAGAAAGGAGCGGAGGGGAAGAAGAAGCGCGCAAAGAAAGAUCCUAACGCCCCCAAAAAACCGCUUUCGUCGUACAUGAUUUUCGCCAAGGACAAACGCGCCGAAAUCCUCAAGAAACAGCCCAGCCUCAAAUCCGACAUCGGCGAGGUGGGAAAGAUGAUCGGAGAAGAGUGGGCUAAGCUCAGCUCUUCUCAAAAACUCACGUACCAAAAGAAAGCAGAGCAGGAGAAGGCUAGAUACCAGAGAGAGAUGUCUCUCUACAACAAAAAGAAAUGA
Besnoitia besnoiti is the source of this 297-nucleotide messenger RNA. RefSeq names its product HMG (high mobility group) box domain-containing protein. Lineage: Eukaryota; Apicomplexa; Conoidasida; Eucoccidiorida; Sarcocystidae. The record is from RefSeq and is a predicted model, not a curated record. The transcript has a single exon. Bases 1 to 297 code for a protein of 98 amino acids.